Molecule: messenger RNA, 1096 nt
Organism: Rhinolophus ferrumequinum (greater horseshoe bat)
Lineage: Eukaryota; Metazoa; Chordata; Mammalia; Chiroptera; Rhinolophidae
Gene: PDZD11
Product: PDZ domain containing 11
Exons: 7
Coding region: 151-573 (140 amino acids)
Biological process (GO): protein localization to basolateral plasma membrane; maintenance of epithelial cell apical/basal polarity; neurotransmitter secretion
Cellular component (GO): cell-cell junction; basolateral plasma membrane; synapse
Molecular function (GO): protein binding
Source: RefSeq, a predicted model, not a curated record
GGUCCCUCGGCUGCGCUCGCGGUGAGCGGAGCCGGAGGUCGCUGAGACCCGUCGGCGGGUGAUUUACCGUGUCGUGGGCGUGGGACUCAGGCAGGAUGCGGGGCGGGGACUGGAAGGUGGCUGGUGGUGAAGGAAAGGGCCUUGCCAGAGAUGGACAGCCGGAUUCCUUAUGAUGACUACCCAGUGGUUUUCCUGCCUGCCUAUGAGAAUCCCCCAGCGUGGAUCCCUCCUCACGAGAGGGUAUACCACCCAGACUACAACAAUGAGUUGACCCAGUUUCUGCCCCGAAUUGUCACACUGAAGAAGCCCCCUGGAGCUCAGUUGGGAUUUAACAUCCGAGGAGGAAAGGCCUCCCAGCUAGGCAUCUUCAUCUCCAAGGUGAUUCCUGACUCUGAUGCACAUCGAGCAGGACUUCAGGAAGGGGACCAAGUCCUAGCGGUGAAUGACGUGGAUUUCCAAGACAUUGAGCAUAGCAAGGCCGUUGAGAUCUUGAAGACUGCCCGUGAAAUCAGCAUGCGCGUCCGCUUCUUUCCCUACAAUUAUCAUCGCCAAAAAGAGAGGACUGUGCACUAGAGAGUUGCAACCCCUAGCCCUCCACAUGGAAUCUUCUAGGACAAGCUGGCCAGGCCUCAGGAAAGCCACUUGGGAAACUGUACUCUAAGCCCCACCCGGGCAUAGUGGUGUGGGGAGGAUGGGAAGACAGGAAGGCCAGGCACUGAGCCAGCUAGCCAAGUGCAUUACUCAAACUACUGCUCUUUUUAGUUCCCUGCUUUUCUGGUGACCUUCACUCCCUGAGAGGAGAAGGAGGAUGAUGUCUGGAUAGAGCCCAGCUUGUGGAGAACCCUGCUAGAAAAGGCAACUGACAUUUAUUGAAUACCAUGUGCUAGGCAAUUACACAUAUGUCAUAUUAUUUUCAUUAGAGUAUAGAAAAAAGAAUCUUGGAGACCUUGAUCUAAUCUUGCUGGCUAUCUCAUCCCACACAUCUUUGCAGUACCAGUCUCAUACACUUUGGAGACCCCAGUGGGACCCUGUUUUUCCUCCUUUCCCUCCUCCUUCUAUACUCUCCCCUAAAAAGUAAAACACGAUGCUGAAGAAA